Molecule: messenger RNA, 2323 nt
Organism: Sebastes umbrosus (honeycomb rockfish)
Lineage: Eukaryota; Metazoa; Chordata; Actinopteri; Perciformes; Sebastidae
Gene: zdhhc11
Product: zinc finger DHHC-type containing 11
Exons: 11
Coding region: 419-1648 (409 amino acids)
Biological process (GO): peptidyl-L-cysteine S-palmitoylation; protein targeting to membrane
Cellular component (GO): Golgi apparatus; endoplasmic reticulum
Molecular function (GO): protein-cysteine S-palmitoyltransferase activity
Source: RefSeq, a predicted model, not a curated record
GGGAAUCACUUUGAGGGGUUUAUAUUCUCCAGGGCCUAAAACUAUGACAAAGAACUGCAAAGAGUGAUAAGUAAGCAUGCUACAUGCGCAGAUGCAGUCUCACUGAAGGGUCACAGAAAAAAGCUGGAGGAUCUGGAGGAGAGCUGUACUGCACAUGCGCAGCAGCAGGACAGUUUCCAUAGCGCCGCUCCGACCUGCUGAGUUGAUUCUUCAACUUCUGAUUGUCGUCCUUCGGGGACACAAAUCCAAGGACGGAGGAGCGAGUUAUCCACGACCAUUGUGCGCUUUUUAACUGUUUCAUGUGAAUUGUACUUAUUGGAUCACCUGCUGAUAAACUAUAAUCAUGGAAAUCACCGUCUGUAUUUGAACAAGAGCAUUUUGUUGUCAUCUUGUGGUCUUUCAACGGUACAAAAGUAAAAUGAACUGCUUCAGUCAAAGGCUGAGACGCACAUCUCCCAUGCGCGUUGGCAGCAGCAGCAGAAAUGAGCUGGUCCCCUCCAAGCCUCCCAGGAUGAACGGCUGGUCAUGGCCCCCUCAGGCUUUCCAAGUGGUUGGCUGGCUGGUGUACAGCUACCUCGCCAUAGUCAGCUUUGGCAUCUAUAUCCCUCUUCUGCCUCUGCCGUGGAACCAUGUGGUCUACGCUCUGACAGGCAUAGCUUUUAUUGUAAAUUUGUUCACCCAUAUUGCUGCUGCGACUAUAGACCCAGCAGAUGUCAGUGUGAGGGCCAAACGGAGCUAUUCCAGUCCGAUGCCGCUUUUUGACGGGACGAAGCAAUCACAUGUCAUCCAGGACCUACACUGUUAUCUAUGUGACAUCAAGGUUGGCCCCAAAGUGAAACACUGUGGUGUUUGCAACAAGUGUGUGGGAGACUUUGAUCACCAUUGCAAAUGGCUGAACACCUGUGUGGGUGGCAGAAACUACUGGUGGUUCUUUGUGGCACUGUCCUCUGCUACACUUGGUGUCCUCCUGCUCGUUGUUGUCAUCUUGUUCAUAUUUAUCCAGUAUUACCUGGAUCCAAACAGCCUACGGACUUCCCCGCAUUUUCACGGCAUGCUGGGCAAUGGUACCUGGCUGGUGUUUUUACCCUUAGCACCUAUAGAGACUAGUUCAGCUAGUCUCCUUAUAUUAGCCUUCAUAACAGCUUUGCUGAGCAUCACCUGCCUGCUGCUGCUCAGUCAUCUGCUGGGCUUCCACUUUUACCUCUUUUAUAAAGGCAUGAGUACAUAUGAUUAUGUGAAGCGGCAACGCCAGAAAGGAGCCAGAAACACUGAAGCACGAAAUGCAAAAGACGCGAAAAUCAAUAACAAGGCCCCGCAGAAUCAAGAGAGCUCAAAUGACUGUGAGCCAGCAUUAUCACAGAGUUCAGGUACCUGCAAAUUUGACGAUAAAGGCCCACUCACAAGCCGACUUUCAGAGUCCAUAUGCACUGAGUUGGAAAACUUUAAGAAAUCAGCAGAUAAAGUGAAUAGUUUCCAUUAUGGCACAGAGAAUCCCACAGAGAACACAGAAACAAGGGAAAUGAGCGACGUCAAUAGCUGGAAACCUGACAGUGAAGAGGCUCAGAGCGCCGGUGUGAAGUCUGUUCAACGUGUUCCUGGAGUGCAGGACCCUCUGGGCAGCUCAGUUAUGACUCCAGACGAUACCUAGCAGUAACUGAUGUCUGCAUGACGGUGCAUCAGGAUAUGCUGCUCUGAGGAAUUAUGAAUUUAUUAUGAAGAUAUACAUCAUGAAACUGAGCCACACAACCAUGGAGGAUUGUUGAUAAGUACAGAGGACGUAUUGGACUUGACACCACAGUUUGAUCUGUUAUUUUAGAACCGUUAUUUCAUCCAGUGAAUAUUUUGUAUGCAGUCUGAAUAACUGUUUUGUUCCUUCUUUAUCUACACUAUGUGUUUUUAUGACAACGGUUGAAUUAUUUAAAGCAUUGUUUUAUCUCACUGACGUGUAAGAGAGCCAAAGUCCAACCCCACUUCCAGGUUAGCCUCUGUUCCACUAACCUGAUAUGGACCGAUUGAUGAAUGUAUUUUGGCUUUUCUUCCUGAAAGGGUGAAACAUGAUACUGGUGAUUACUGUUCAUAUUCUAAGCCAAAUGGGUAUCAAGUAAUGUACUGACUGUAACUUUUAGCGUGUUGCCAUUUUAUCCGAUGGCCAAAGAGAGCCUUUUAUGGCAAAAUUCAUUGUCUAACUGUAAGUAGUGGAGUAUAUACCGGGCUGAAAAGAGGAUAUACAGCUGUUUUAUUAACUGUUGAUUUCACAAAGCUGGCAGUGUUCAGUGACUGUUUUAGCUAGAUUUGAUAGUAAAGACUAUAGAUUUACAUUUUC